Molecule: messenger RNA, 219 nt
Organism: Meloidogyne enterolobii
Lineage: Eukaryota; Metazoa; Nematoda; Chromadorea; Rhabditida; Meloidogynidae
Source: the annotation of a GenBank genome assembly
UUUUAUUGGAGGUUAAUGCAAAAAAUGAAAACGACGUUUAUUUUGUUGGAUAUGGUAGUUUUUGGGACUGCAAGGACAACCGUUGUUAAAAGCGUUGUUAAAAGUACUGAUAGAAAAGGGAACAGAUUAAUACAAAUUGAAAAUCUCUCAAUCAUCAAUUUCAGCGACGGUAUAAGUAUCUGUUCAUCAGUGCGUGACGAAAACAUGGUACGUUGCUAA